Molecule: messenger RNA, 248 nt
Organism: Geodia barretti
Lineage: Eukaryota; Metazoa; Porifera; Demospongiae; Tetractinellida; Geodiidae
Source: the annotation of a GenBank genome assembly
UACCUCCUAUACCAUCAUCCUACUACAACACCAACACUGAUUGUUUCACUCACUCAGAAGUGUAUCUCUGCUAGUGGGACAUCAUACACCCGGAUGGUCUAGAGGAGGAACUGAGUAUUCUAUCACUGUCACUGCCACUCUGACUGGGAAUGAGGGACUCAAGAAGGCAGCACCACAGCCACCACACUGACUGCUGCUCCAUCUGCCCCUCCUACUGGUGUGGUGGUGAGAGUGGAGAGUUCCACUAG